ACCUUAUCAUGCUUACACACACAUGAGUACGAACCGGAUUGUAGAAAAUAUAAAGAAAUAUUUUGGAACUCCUUGCUUUACAAGCAGACUUUAGAGUUUAUGGUGGUUUCAACGACUAAAAAUACAAAUGACUGACUACAAGGAGGAGCAAGUCAAUGAAAUUGAAGCCUUAGAAUCAAUAUAUCCAGAUGAAUUUUCGGUACUGGAGACGGAACCUUUCCAUGUAUUCCAGGUGACAGUGUCAGCAGAGGAGGAGUCGGGUGAAGAUGAAGAAGAAGAAAAAGGUCAGCUCUCGGUCACCCUAAAGUUCACCUACACACCAUGCUACCCCGAAGAAGCACCAAUCUUUGAGGUGAUACUCGAUGACGAGCUUGUCCAAGACUAUGAACAGCAGAUUAGUGAACUAGUUCAAGCCCAGAUUGAAGAGAAUAUCGGUAUGGCCAUGAUCUUUGCCAUCGUGUCAGCCUCACAGGAGUUCCUGAAUGAGAAAAUAGAUGAAAUCAAGGCUACGAAAGACGAUAGAAAGAGGAGGAUAGAGGAAGAAAAGAAGAGAGCAGAGGAGGAAGCGGCAAAUAAAUUAAAGGGCACCCUCGUCACGAUAGAGAGCUUUCUAGCGUGGAAAGAAAGAUUUGAUCAGGAGCAGAAAGAACUCAAAGUGAAACAGAGCGCUGCAUCCGACAGUACAGCGGGAAAACUCACAGGGAAGGAGCUUUUCUUCCAAAAUGCAAACUUGGAUACGUCAGAUAUGGAUCUUUUGGAUGAAAGUGACAGAGUUGAAGUUGACGAGUCACUCUUUCAAGAUCUGGACCUGGACGCCGAUCUCGAUCUCGACGACGACGAAGAUUGAUGAUUGACCUCGGGAUGAUGGACUUCUAUAUUUGAAGGAUCUCAGUUAAGAUAUGUCUCAAUCAAUAAACUGGACAUAAGAAAAACUUUGGAUAGCGAAUCGUUGAACCGGAUGUGAACAGUUCCGCAGGAUCCCAAGUAAAAAUAGAUGCAGAGAUGUGGUUUCUGUAACACCUUGUUGAAUCAUCAGUGGCUGGAUGUGCAUCCUCUACCCAGUGAACAAUGUUUAUUCCAUUUCUAUUGGACUUCCACUCUAAUCAUGUCUUCAAUGCACAGGAGUACCUGGACCUCGUCUUACAAAGAGUUGUGAUUGGUCUGAUCGAUCACAACUAUGGACGGCCAGCAACGUUAACAUCUAAAAUGCACAUUUGUACAAAAUUUUUCCUAGAUAUGCUGUAUAUUCGUACAUUCAUCGUUCUCUUGAAGAUUCAGUGUGAUUCUCUUUGUUUACUAAGGAGAUUAUGCAAAUUUCCUUUAGAAAAAAAGUAGGGUAUGGAUGGAUCUCCAUACAGUUGAGAUUGAUUGGAUCAAUCGUAACUCUUUGUAAGAAGGGGACCAGAAGUCCAUUAGUGACAUAAUUACAGGAAAUCUACACUAUGUCCUUUUGCAAGCAAUGACAAGCACAUUGAUUUAAUAUCAAAACAAUGAUGCAUGGCAUGCCUGCGGUUACAUAUUUUUAAAAACACUUCAAAUUAAAUAUAUGCAUUAUAGAUGUUGGUGUUGCUGGUAUAUAUACAUGUAGUUGUGAUAGAUCAUGGGCCCAUCUUACAAAGAGAUGCAAUUGAUCUGAUCAAUUGCAACUAUGAAAAGCCAGCAAAGUCAACAUAUUUAGUGCAUGUUUGCUCAAAGUUUUUUCUAGAUAUGAAUCAUGAAUGUAUAUCCAUAAAAUCAUUGAUUUCUUGACAGUUCGGUGUGUUCUCCUUUGUUUACAAAGGACAUUUGGCACAUUUCCUUUAGGAAAAAAUGAUGGCACUGAUGGAUUUCCAUAGAGUUACGAUUGAUUGAAUCAAUCACAACUCUUUGUAAGACGGCUCCCCAGAUCAGUUCAGCUCCCUUCCAGCCUUGGAUCGUAACAGUUAAUUGUGACGACACUCUACUUGGAUUUAACUGUCAUUUUGUCCUUUCCUGAAAAGUUUUGGGUGUGGAUAGUUUAUAGUUUGCAUUGCAAAUCCUGUGCUUGAGGAAAUAAUUCUUAAUAGCCUGAAGAUCCUGACUGGCACUUGUGCACAGAAGGCUUUUUUUUUUUAGAUAACAACUUGUACUUGUGGUGGUCUUGUGUCAAGACCCACUUGUUGAUAAAUGUUCAGUCAGUGUUUCUGCCUGCAGGUUGGGGGAGGGGGGGGGGGAGCUUGGAUGGAAUCCACCCCAGAAGUUUCAUGAAAGACAUGUAGUUGUACACUGUCUGUUCACAGCAAUCAGUUGGGUUGCUGGCAGCAUACAAUUAAUUAAUUAAUUUUUAAAAAGUUGCAAGGUCCAGGCACGCAGGUCCAACGUUAUGAAGCUCUUUGUAUUUACCCAUUAGACUUUUUUUCAAAAUAUGAUUUCAUAUACGAUUCCAAUAGAAAUAUUGUUUUUAUCCACAGUUUAUGCAUGCCUUAUUCUAGCAUUUACUGAUCGAAUCUGAUUGAGUUUAUUUGCUAUAUUGUUAUCUUUGAAAAGUGGCAAGCAACAAAGCAACAAAUUUUGCAAGAAAAAGAUGAAAGUUAAAUGGUUGAAAACAAGAAAGGAAUUAAUAAUUUUUUGAGGAUGCUCAUUUGUUCAGAAUAUUACAAAGUUCAUCUGCAUGUAGUUCAGUGUGGGCUGAAUUGAUGAAUUUUGAGGAAAGCUCAGAGAAAGUUCUAUUCUAAAUUUAUGGCCACGGUGGCAAUCUCAUUAUCUGAAGCAGAGAACGUUUCUAGGUAAAUCUUGCCACUUACAGGUAUGCCAUGACUAUCUCAUAUACCUGAAGGAAUUUAUUCAUCUUUAUGAUAUUUGUUUUUAUCUGUUUCGAAAGAGUUCUACUUUUUUCUAAAAUUUUUGUUAAAAGUUUGAGGCCCAAAUCAGUCCAUAUAUAUGUACAUUCUGGACUAUCUUUAUCUAGCUUUUAUUGACUUGUUUAGGUAUCAAUAAAAAAUGUUUUUCUUACAUUUUCAAAUACGUUGUUGAGGUAAAAGAAAGGUUGAUGAAUGUGAUGCGUCAAUGAUACUUAUACAAAUCUAUAGGACAAUCAAGUAGUAUAGGCCUCCUUGGAACUUCCUCACAAACUGUAGUUCAAACUGUCCAUCUAGUUCAUCUUUAUCCAUUCCCUUAUUAGCAAAAUCAAGAAGCAAAAUAAAAAGGGGAUUUUGUUAAUAAAAAAUUGGCAAGCCCCUCCCAUCCCCCUUCCUCCUACCCGAAAUGUUUUCUCUUCAUAUUUGAAGAGGGGAUGAGGUACUUCCCAACAAAAUUGGAAGCACACAACAUACUAUACAUGUAGUCACAAUGCAUCCUCUUUUAGAUUUGUGCCUUAUGAAAAUAACAAAACUUUUUUAUGGUUCUUGUUUUUAUUUGCUCUGUUUGAAAUGCAAGAAGAUCUCGGAAAACAAAAUCAGAGCAAAAAAAAACAAAAAACAUUUUCAUUUUCAAUGCUUAGACUUGCUUUAGCAUUUAUUGAUGUCAAAACACCCAGAUUGUCUCAGUAAAUAUCAAGUCCACGACCACCCCAAGAAAAAGUUGAGCUUGAUAAAUAGAGAAUUCAUCAUGCUGCAAAUUUUAUCAAAUUUAGAGGUUAAAUGAAAAUGGGUGAUUUCAAGUCUGGUGUUGAAACUCUAAUUUGAUUUGCUUUUCCGAGCUCCAAAAUCUAUUUUGAGUUUACACAAAUGGUACAAACCGCGAUAUAGACAGCUCAACACCUGAACAGCGACUUUUCAGGACCAGCUUCCUUUUGUGUUUGGUGCUUAUCACCAACACCAAACUUGAGAUCACCCAAUGUUACGAUGUACUAACCAUGGAUGGUAUGCAAAUGAUAGAGCAUAUAAUGCGCCAUACUGUAUCUGUCGUGUUUUAUUAUUUGAAAUAUCAAGUAUUUCAUUUCCCCUCCUUAUACUGUAAACUUUUGAUUCUUCAUGGAACAUGUAGCAUUAUAGAGGUACAUGUAACUCUGCUUUCAGGAAACCAAAAUACAAGGAGAGACUCCAUUUUAUCAGAAAGAAUAAAAUGAGAGGAGCAAUCUAAAACUUGUUUCAUCAAAAUCGGUUAUAGAAUAGUAUAAUAAAUGUCUCCAUUUGUUUUGUACACAAAAUGUCAGAUUUUUCACUUUAUUUUACAUCAUCUCCUCUUGACCUCCAUAUAUGUGGUGCAGCAAGAUGCAAUUUGAAAGAUAAUGGGAAAAAUCUGUGUGCAAAAUAAAUGGAGAGUUGUCCACGAAAUCUGCGAUUCUAAAACAUGGUGGCCAAUUAGAGGAUCCCCAUAGAAAGAAAAGAAAAGACAUUUUAAACGUCCAUAACUACCUUUUUUCUUAACUGAUUCUGAUGAACUUAUUUUAAAUUGUUCCUCUCAUUUUACUCUUUCCAAUAUCAAAGAUUGCUUCUUUAUUGGGUUUUGGUUUCCUUAAAGUCGACCUUCAAUUAGUCAAAUGAUUGCUUUAGUGGAAGCAAUUUUCUUUUUAGACUAGAUUAUUCAAAACACGUGUUAUAUAAUAUCUCUUCUAUUUCUUGUGAGUCGAACGCAUUUCCGUGGUCUCCAGAAUUUUUACUAUAGGCAGAGUUGCCUGUAUCUUAAUUGUGGGUUCUUUUAUCAUCAAAACUAUAAAAUCCAUUAAAAAAAAUGAUAAAUCCGUAUUAUUGAAUCAAAGGAAGGCUUACAUAUUUAACAGUUGUGUUUGGUAAAGAUCAUGUGUUAAGUGAAUGAUGGAUGACUAAAAGUGUCAGCCAUUCCUCCAAUACCCAACAGUGGCCCAACACUCAACUAAAUUAGUUCUGCAUACAUACAUGUAUGUCUGACUAGAAAGAAAAAAAAUGAAUUGAAAAGGAUUUUUCCUGGAUAUAAAGAUGUGAUGCACGCCUGUUGGGUUUAGGUGUCUUACACCAACAAUGAUCAGAGGCAUAGACUUUAGGAAAUAACGCUAUCUUUCUCCCUUAUUUGUCUGGAUUCGUGCAUUCUCAGAAUCCUUGAUAAGGGACAUGAUUUGAUCUGUGGAGAAAGCACAUAGAAAAGCAUUAAUUGGGUAUUUUGAUUUAACAGAUUAAAAAAUGCACAUUUAGGGCUCAUUUUUUUCUUUCUCAAACCCCUGUGGUCAGGGACAUAGUUUUCCUAACCCUAUUUAUAACUGAUAAGUGGUAUAUCGUGCCAUUUAUAGAUGUUUUUAUCAAUAUCUCUACGAGAACAGAUAUUUUUUUCUUGUUUAAAGAACACUAUUAAAUAUGUUUAACAAAUAUA
Molecule: messenger RNA, 5241 nt
Organism: Lytechinus pictus (painted urchin)
Lineage: Eukaryota; Metazoa; Echinodermata; Echinoidea; Temnopleuroida; Toxopneustidae
Product: RWD domain-containing protein 1-like
Exons: 7
Coding region: 128-847 (239 amino acids)
Biological process (GO): cytoplasmic translation
Molecular function (GO): protein binding
Source: RefSeq, a predicted model, not a curated record